AUGUCUUCCAGAUUACUUCUCUUUUCAGUGCUUGCUAUCGUUGGCAGCAUGCUGGUUCAAUGCUGUCAUGGUCUUCGUUUGAGCGGUGGCGGUAGAACGCUUACGAUGAAGUCGAGAAACCUUUUGUCUCUGAAACUCAGCGAUCGCAAAGAUGCAGAAAAUAUUCCUCAGCAAUAUGGCCCCUUUACCAUCAAUAUGCCCCUGGAUCAUUUCAAGAGUGGCAAUACGACUUUCAAGAAUAGAUACUGGGUAAACACUGACUACUACAAACCAAAUGGCCCUGUCUUCUUAACCAAUGCUGGUGAAGCAGCUGUUACUGACGCUGCGUAUGUCAUGUUCAACUCUACAGUAGCUCAAUUAGCUCAAAGAUUAGGCGGUAUCUUUGUUUACAUGGAACACAGAUUUUAUGGAGCUUCCGGACCCAGUGAUUUUGAGCAAGAAUUGGAUAAACUGACAGCAGAGCAAGCACUUGCAGAUAUUGCCUAUCUCAUCAAGAACAUCAAGUUCCCGGCAGACUUGAAGGUUCCACCUGUGCCUGAGACAAAGGUGAUUGUGUAUGGCUGCAGCUACAGUGGCAAUUUAGCUGCUUGGAUGAAGGAAAAGUACUCUGAUAUCGUUUUUGCUUCUGUUGCUUCUUCGGCUCCUGUUCAGGCACAAUUUGAUUUCUAUCAAUACUUUGAUCCCAUCAUGCGUUAUGCCCCUCAGCCUUGUAUCAACACCAUUCGAAAUGUGAUUUCUAACAUCGACAGCAUCUUGUUUGGAAAAGACACCAAACAAGUAACCGCUCUCAAGAAGCUGUUUGAUGCUGAAGACUUGUAUGACGAUGAUUUUGCUUCUCUCCUGUCAAAUCCCUUAGCUGAAUACUGGCAAUAUGGUAUUACUCCCAGCGAGAACAAUUUCGAAGCCAUUAUCUGCAAUACCGUAUUCAACUCGACAACCAACACCACUGCCGAGCAAGAUCUGCUCCUCUUUGCUUCCUUCAUCAAAUCUUAUGUAAAGACAGGUCUCUGUCCUGGCUAUGACACACUGGCUAAUUGUGUAGGCACGCACAAUCAAACUGACAUCCAGAUACAGAAGCAAAAUGAUCCAUCGACUGUUUCCUGGCUCUGGCAAACAUGUCUCCAAUUUGGUUACUUCCAGGUAGCUGCUCCUCCUGGUGAACCUACCAUUGUGUCUCGCAAAUUGACGACGGAUCUCUUUGAACGUGUGUGCCAGCUCAAUUUCCCCAACACGAAUGUACCAAGCCAGCCUGAUGUCAAUCAAGUCAACAAGGAGUAUCAGGGCUGGGAUAUUGAGUUGGAAAAGACGAUUUGGAUCGAUGGCGAGUGGGAUAGCUGGAGAGAGCUGAGUGUUCACAGCCAACAAGCUAAUCGCAAUGUUCAAAACGGAAUCAUCAUUCCAAGGGCAACCCAUUGUGCCAAUUUUCUUGGUGUCGAUAGCACUACUCCUCAAUACAUGAUUGAUGUCCAAGAUCAGCAAUACACUUUGUUGAAAUCAUGGCUUCAAGAAUAG
Molecule: messenger RNA, 1512 nt
Organism: Mucor velutinosus
Lineage: Eukaryota; Fungi; Mucoromycota; Mucoromycetes; Mucorales; Mucoraceae
Exons: 6
Coding region: 1-1512 (503 amino acids)
Biological process (GO): proteolysis
Molecular function (GO): dipeptidyl-peptidase activity; serine-type exopeptidase activity
Source: RefSeq, a predicted model, not a curated record